Messenger RNA from Exophiala aquamarina CBS 119918, 1719 nucleotides. RefSeq lists its product as uncharacterized. The transcript has a single exon. Lineage: Eukaryota; Fungi; Ascomycota; Eurotiomycetes; Chaetothyriales; Herpotrichiellaceae. The coding region runs from base 1 to 1719 and encodes 572 amino acids. The record is from RefSeq and is a predicted model, not a curated record.
AUGACUGCCAAGAAACCCCUUCAACCUCAUCCAAUCUCAUAUCAGCGCAAGUCGCUCAAACAGAGUCUUAAGGAUGUCUUCUCCUUUGGCAAAUCGAAGAAAUCCGAACAUCAAUCGCCGCAAACCGUGGGAUCGGGAAUCUUGCGCCGGGCUGAACCAUCCGCCAUCAACACCACCACUGCCAUCAGCCAUCAACCGUCCUCAUAUUCACUCUUCUCGGACUUCAGUACCAGCCAGUCAAGCCUUGCCGAGUACACGGUAUCGGCCUCAAUUCCCAACAGAUUUCAGACACCACCUCGACAAUCAACCACUACUCCUUCAGGCCGCCAGUCUCUGCUUCCCGCGAGGAGCCUCAGCCAAUUUAAUCUCAACCAUCAGUACUUUCAACAUUCGACUGUACCUCAUCGCCAAGUCACUCAGGUCAUGUCACCGACGCUCACCUCUGUCGUUAGUCACGAAGCCAGUGUCUCCAGCUUCGCCAGCCUCACCACAUACUCAAGCGUCUCGACCCUGCGAGUACAAGACUCACGGCGAGAUCUCUUACGCAGAAACUCCUCUAUCACAUUCGAUUCUCAUCUUCACGGGAGAUCCUCAACAGCAGAUCAUUUCUGGGAGAGUCGUGCUCGCCCACUUCGGACUGAACAGAAACAUGUUUCAUGGUUGCAAUCGCCAUCCAACUCUACCGUGAAUCACAGCGAAAUAGCCUCGGCCGAAAGCCAUGAGAAAGACCCAGCUGACCCGGACGGAGAUGACCCCCUCGUGGAGCAUUUCAAGUCUUUCUGCAUUCUCGAUACCAAUGCUCCAGGAUAUCCUGUGAUUGCAACCUCCCAAGAAUUGAGGUACAUAUUUAGUAUUGGAGAGCAAUUCUUCUUGAACAGCCUCGAAUGUGAGGGCGCGUCCAUGGACAUCGUUACCGGAAAAGAUGCAGCAGGCGAUCCUAUCACUCACCUCGUGCUUUUCACCCCGUUGAUCAUCCCAAGCAGCGGUAGGAGCCGAUUCAUGCUCGCCAGUUUGAUUGAUGUGACGCGCUUCAUAAACGAUGCCGCUUCAUUACCAGAGCUGGAAAAGGCCUCGAAUACAUCAACCAUCGAAAGCGAUCUGCGCUCUCCAGUCCAGGAUCCAAUACGAGCUGAAUGGAGUGAAACAGCCUAUAAACUAUCAUCAGAAGACCUUCUGGGUGGCUGCGUCCUGCCUCAGGAUCGACAUAACGUGAACCCCAAUUCGCACCACCAAGACGACAUCUGGUUAAACCUAGCCAAUGAAGAAAGAAGCAGCAGGACUCCCAAUUCAAGUAGCCCUCCGCAUCCACGCUUGAACGCAUCCAAGAACCCCGGAUCUUCAAAUGCUUCGCAUGCCUCGGCCGCUAGCAGUAAUGUGGACGAUGUAUUGGACGAGUUUAUGAGUGGCUUGCAAGAGUUGUACUCGGACUUCUUCCUUUUAGGCAAGUCUCCGCUCGACGAUACGUAUUAUGAGAUUUGUAACGUAUCACCCAUGUUAUUCGCGACCAAGGACUACAUUCAUGGACAUCUCUCCCACACUGGACCAGAGGGAAUUGCCGAACUCAGCGCUCGAUUGGCCCAGGCAUCGCCUUUCGAUCUUGACGUCAAAUGGGGGGAUCGUGGUCAACCCAAGCGAUUGUAUUGUAGCCCACUGUACGGCCAAAACUCCACCACAUGGAUAUGCUUCCUGGUGGACCAUCACAUUCCUGCGUUAUGGUAG